Messenger RNA from Cornus florida, 2113 nucleotides. RefSeq lists its product as uncharacterized. Lineage: Eukaryota; Viridiplantae; Streptophyta; Magnoliopsida; Cornales; Cornaceae. The record is from RefSeq and is a predicted model, not a curated record. The transcript has a single exon. Gene Ontology annotation, cellular component: vacuole. Bases 266 to 1792 code for a protein of 508 amino acids.
UCGCCCAAUCCGGCUGGAACAUCUUCAACGGUCACACUCUCCUUUGACUUCUCUCUCUCUCUCUCUCUCGGAAUGUGCUAAUUCUCAACUAUUCCAGCCAACCUUUCCCUUUCUCUCUCUAGAAUCCACCCCAUUUCCUCUGUACAACAACGAUAUAUAACCAAAAAGAAGAUCACAAAUUCUUCUGAAAGUGAGUAAAACACAACCUAGUUCACAGAAUCUUGAAAUAUCUAAACCCAUUGAGGAAGACGACCUCUCUCUCUCCAUGGGUUCUGAUUCUCUCUCUAUCUUGACCUCAAAUAAUAAUAAGCCGACACCAAUCAAAACCCACGAAGAAGAAGAUCCACCAAAUCAAACCACAGCUCUUCUCUCCUUCGACACCGACACCUCCUCAACCCCUCCCUCCAAAUCCACCACCACCGCCGUCAUCAUCAUCUCUCUCAUCCUCACCACCUCCGUCGCUAUCUCCGCCGCCGUCUCCUUCGCCUUCCUCUUCUUCUCUUCUUCUCCGACUAAUUCUCAAUCUCAAUCUCAAUCUCAAUCUCAAUCUCAAUCCCACCUCAAUCAAACCUCUGAAUCAAUUGAAAAUUUUGCUCGUCCUCUUACCAAACUCAACCACCCAGUUGUUCUCCUGAUUUCAUCAGAUGGGUUUCGAUUUGGGUACCAAUUCAAGACCCCGACGCCCAACAUCCAUCGCCUGAUCAAUAACGGGACCGAAGCUCAAACGGGUUUGAUUCCGGUGUUCCCAACCCUAACUUUCCCAAACCAUUACUCGAUUGUGACCGGAUUGUACCCUGCUUUUCAUGGAAUCAUCAACAACCAUUUUGUUGAUCCGCACACUGGUGCGACCUUCACUAUGAGCAGCCACGAGCCCCACUGGUGGUUAGGUGAACCAUUGUGGGAGACGGUGGUCAAUCACGGCUUGAAGGCUUCAACCUAUUUCUGGCCUGGUUCUGAGGUAAUCAAAGGUUCUUGGACUUGCCCUGUUAAUUUAUGUAAACAUUAUAAUGGUUCUGUACCAUUUGAAGAUCGAGUUGAUACAGUUUUACAAUAUUUUGAUCUGCCUAGUAGUGAAAUUCCCGCGUUUAUGACAUUGUAUUUUGAGGACCCUGAUCAUCAGGGUCACCAGGUUGGACCUGAUGAUCCUGAAAUUACUGAAGCAGUUGGUAGAAUUGAUAGCAUGAUUGGGAGAUUGAUUGAGGGUUUAGAAAAAAGAGGGGUUUUUGAGGAUGUUACAAUAAUUAUGUUGGGUGAUCAUGGGAUGGUUGGUACAUGUGAUAAAAAGUUGAUCUAUCUUGAUGAUUUGAAACCAUGGAUCGAAAUCCCGCACGAUUGGGUUCAGUACUAUACUCCCUUGCUUGCGAUUCGUCCACCACCGGGUGUUUCUCCAUCGGAUGUUGUGGAGAAGAUGAAUGAGGGAUUGAAAUCGGGGAAAGUUGAUAAUGGGAAGAAUUUGAAAGUGUAUCUCAAGGAGGAGCUGCCUAGUCGGCUGCAUUAUGUGGCUAGUGAUCGAAUUCCACCCAUAAUUGGGAUGAUUGAAGAGGGGUUCAAGGUAGAACAGAAGAGAUCAAAUCGGAGAGAAUGUGGAGGAGCACAUGGUUAUGACAAUGCAUUUUUCUCGAUGAGGACCAUCUUUAUUGGCCAUGGUCCUCAAUUUGCUAGAGGGCAAAAGGUCCCAUCUUUCGAGAAUGUCCAGAUAUACAAUUUGAUCACUUCAAUUCUCAAUAUACAAGGAGCUUCAAAUAAUGGGACAGCAACAUUUCCUGGCUCGGUUCUUUUGCCUAGUCAUUGAAUUCCAUGUAGUUAGCAUUUCCAGAGUGGUGUCUGCUGCGCAAGGAUGGUUUGAAUUGAGCAAGAUGAAUCAGUUGUGAAGCCAUGUGCACUCUACUUGAUGAUAGAUGAGCUAAAGGGCACGGUAUUUGUGUUCUUACCGUCUAAUUAGGUCACGUUUUCUGUUAUGUUUGUUUAAGUUAAUAAUGGUAUCUCCUCUACUUGAUUGGUUCCUAUUAAUUAUAUAUUUUGAACCAGAUGUGUAGAAUGGAACCACGAGUAAUCAUGUAAAUGUUAUCUUCAUUUUUUAUUCAGGUAGAUGAAUGUGCCACUUGUAUCUUCA